Molecule: messenger RNA, 2582 nt
Organism: Lepus europaeus (European hare)
Lineage: Eukaryota; Metazoa; Chordata; Mammalia; Lagomorpha; Leporidae
Gene: DDX50
Product: DExD-box helicase 50
Exons: 16
Coding region: 122-2383 (753 amino acids)
Molecular function (GO): ATP binding; RNA helicase activity; RNA binding
Source: RefSeq, a predicted model, not a curated record
CCGGAAGUGACGCACGUCCCUGGCCGGGCGGCUGUCCUGCCCCCGUUUCCUUUUACGCUGUCGCUGCCUGUAGGUGGUUGUGGCCACCGCGCCCGGAGGCAGGCGGAGGCGGCGGCCAGUAAUGCCUGGGAAACUCCUGUGGGGGGACAUUAUGGAGCUGGAAGCACCUUUGGAAGAGCCCGAGAGCCUGAGGAAGGAGAGGCGAAAGGGUUGUUACGAAGAUUUAAACAAGAUAAGCCGAAAACACAUUACUCAAUGCUGGAGUGACAGAAGGAAGUCAAGGCACCAUUAUGACUCAGAUGAGAAAUCAGAAACAAGGGAAAAUGGUGUUGCAGAUGACUUGGAUACUCCCAAGCCCAAAAAAGCUAAAAUGAGAGAGAAGCUAAAUGGAGACACUGAAGAAGGAUUUAAUAGACUUUCAGAUGAAUUUUCUAAAUCACGUAAGUCAAGAAGAAAAGAUCUGCCAAAUGGAGAUAUUGAAUAUGAAAAAAAAUCGAAGCGAGUAUCCUCCUUGGACAAUGCUCAUAAAUCAAGUGAUAAUAAACUAGAGGAGACCAUAACACGUGAACAGAAAGAAGGAGCCUUCUCCAAUUUCUCAAUUUCUGAAGAGACUAUAAAGCUUCUGAAAGGUCGAGGGGUAACGUAUCUCUUUCCUAUUCAAGUUAAGACCUUUGGCCCCAUAUAUGAAGGAAAAGAUUUAAUUGCUCAAGCACGAACAGGAACAGGGAAGACAUUCUCUUUUGCCAUCCCCUUGAUUGAAAGGCUCCAAAGAAAUCAAGAAACAGUUAAAAAAAGCCGCUCACCAAAGGUACUUGUUUUGGCUCCAACAAGGGAACUGGCAAACCAAGUAGCCAAAGACUUCAAAGAUAUAACUAGGAAACUCAGUGUGGCAUGUUUUUAUGGUGGAACAUCAUAUCAAAGCCAGAUUAAUCAUAUUCGAAAUGGUAUUGACAUCUUGGUUGGGACACCUGGUCGAAUCAAAGACCAUCUGCAGAGCGGCCGGUUGGAUCUUUCCAAACUACGCCACGUUGUGCUUGAUGAAGUGGAUCAAAUGUUAGAUUUAGGUUUUGCUGAACAAGUUGAAGAUAUUAUCCAUGAAUCCUACAAAACUGAUUCUGAAGACAAUCCUCAGACUUUACUUUUUUCUGCAACUUGCCCACAGUGGGUGUAUAAAGUUGCAAAAAAAUACAUGAAAUCCAGAUAUGAGCAGGUUGACCUUGUUGGAAAAAUGACUCAAAAGGCUGCAACUACUGUGGAACAUCUGGCCAUCCAGUGCCAUUGGUCUCAGAGGCCAGCAGUCAUUGGAGAUGUCCUUCAGGUGUACAGUGGGUCUGAAGGGAGAGCUAUUAUUUUCUGUGAGACCAAAAAGAAUGUAACUGAAAUGGCCAUGAAUCCGCACAUAAAACAGAAUGCCCAGUGUUUACAUGGGGACAUUGCACAGUCACAGAGAGAAAUUACUCUGAAAGGCUUCAGAGAAGGUAGUUUUAAAGUUCUAGUGGCAACCAAUGUGGCUGCCCGUGGUUUGGACAUUCCUGAAGUUGACCUGGUGAUUCAAAGUUCUCCUCCACAGGAUGUUGAGUCCUAUAUCCAUCGCUCUGGACGCACAGGUAGAGCUGGCCGGACAGGGAUUUGCAUAUGUUUUUAUCAACCAAGAGAAAGAGGUCAACUAAGAUAUGUGGAACAAAAAGCAGGAAUUACUUUUAAACGUGUAGGUGUUCCUUCUACAAUGGAUUUAGUUAAAUCUAAAAGCAUGGAUGCCAUCAGGUCUCUGGCUUCUGUUUCUUAUGCUGCUGUGGAUUUUUUCCGACCAUCAGCCCAGAGACUGAUAGAAGAGAAAGGGGCAGUGGAUGCACUGGCUGCAGCAUUAGCCCACAUUUCUGGUGCAUCAAGCUUUGAACCACGAUCUUUGAUCACUUCUGAGAAGGGGUUUGUGACCAUGACUCUGGAAAGCCCUGAAGAAAUACAGGAUGUCAGCUGUGCAUGGAAAGAGAUUAACAGAAAGCUGAGUAGUAAUGCUGUGUCCCAAGUUACCAGAAUGUGCCUUUUGAAAGGAAAUAUGGGUGUUUGCUUUGAUGUUCCUACAACCGAGUCAGAAAGUUUACAGGCAGAGUGGCAUGAUUCAGACUGGAUCCUCUCAGUCCCAGCCAAAUUACCUGAAAUUGAAGAAUAUUAUGAUGGAAACACAUCUUCUAAUUCGAGACAAAGGAGUGGCUGGUCAAGUGGCCGGUCAGGCCGAUCAGGUGGUCGAUCAGGUGGUCGAUCAGGUGGCCGGUCAGGUAGACAGGGUCGACAGGGGAGUCGGUCAGGAAGUCGACAAGAUGGUCGAAGACGAGGUGGGAGAAAUCGAUCAAGAAGUGGGGGCCACAAACGGAAUUUUGACUGAGUAUUUGAUAAUCUGCCAGUGUGAGCUUGUGUAUUUCUGCCUAAUCAUGUACAUUAUCCACCAAAAAUUAGGUCAUCAUAGUUGAAGUGUAUGUGUCUGCUAUUUGCAAAGAAGUUGGUCGUAUUUUUUUAAAAAGUAUUUCACAAGAAUGGUUGUAAACAUAUCUACUUAUCCAGAUAUACCUUUGAAUAAAAAAAUU